Messenger RNA from Orbicella faveolata, 927 nucleotides. Its product is annotated as RNA helicase Mov10l1-like. The record is from RefSeq and is a predicted model, not a curated record. NCBI's taxonomy places the organism in Eukaryota, Metazoa, Cnidaria, Anthozoa, Scleractinia, Merulinidae. Gene Ontology annotation, molecular function: helicase activity.
AAAACGUCUAAAAUGUAGCCGAAUUUGAAAGUUUUCGAAUUGUUUAAAUUUCCAGCGCUCAGGUUGACCCAAGUGAAAUUUGACCUCCUUAGCAACGCGGGCGAGCGCGCGCAUGAAUCAGUGAAUGGGUCUCUAGCUCAAGUUAACUUGCACUUGGAGUUGUUCCUUUAUGUAACAGAUUUAAUAUGUCGUUUAGGAUCCCUACUGGUGCUGUCUUCUCCAGUACUGUGUCAUGAAUGAUGCUUAUGUGGGCUGUGACUUGCCGUCCCUUGACCAACAACUUAUGAAGGAGGAAUUUCAUACUGCCACUGACCUGCUCAGAAAAGCACUGAGGGCUAAAGAUAAAAUUCAAGCGAACAAUGAAGAGGCUAGUUCUCCGAAGUUUCUUGAAAACACGUUAACAGAGGAUACGUCUACAAGAAACAGUUGUUUACAGGCAAAAAAAUGCAACGUUGUUACGAAGUACAGAGAUUCGAACACUCUUAGCUGUAAAACUGCUAACAAUUCUUGCAAUUUCGAAUCAAAACAAGAACAAGACAAAGAUGCGAGUAAAAAUAACACUGAACACACGAUUACAUUGACAUCAGAGGGAAAUUCCUCUACGGGUCUUAGUCAUGAAGUUGGUAGUUUCAGUGAAAAGACAGCACUUGCGGAAUUGCGCUUUCCCGACAUAGAUGCAGCGACAACAUCGAUUCUCAGGGAACAAGAUUCGGAAAGCGAAGACGAGCUGGAGCAAUUUGUAUUUCAACCCAAGAGUGGAAGAGAAGAAAAUCGCAACUUUUCAUCAACUAACUUCAAACUAAACAAGUAAAGAGAUCGUGAUUUGUAAUAACACUCAUCAGGUUUGUGAAAGAAAACUUGAAAAUUUUCUGUGCCCGGCAAAACAUCUUGAUUUGUAAUAAAACUCGUUAGUUUUGUGAAAGAAAA